AAAUACUCUUCAAUAAUGUCAUGUUCGGACGGUCCAUCAGGAAAUGCCUUCUUGGUGGAUUCUCUGAUAGGUGGCGGCAGGGCUGACAACUGCGGAGGAGGUCAUUACACGGGGAGCGCGGCCGUCGAAGUGCCUUACGGACUCCACAACUAUGGAUACUUCGCGCCCAAGCGGGCCGACGUGGGCCCCCAGAACCUUCUCGGGGGGCCGGGCGCGUACCUGUCAGGCAUGGAGAUGUGGAUGGACGCGCAGAGGUCGUGCCGUGUGGAGCAAGAGCGCUCCGGGGCUCCUCAGGUGGCGCCCUGCUCCUUCCCGAACAUUAAGGAGGAGAGCGCUUACUGUCUCUAUGAGCAAUCCAAGUGCUCCAAAGGUUCCGGUGCGGCUGAGGACCUGACGUAUUCGAGGGGAGCCCCCGGCUCAGUCAACGAUGGUGGAGGAGGAGGAGGCACGGUUCCCAUGCCCUGCUAUUUCCGCUUGUCUCCGACCCAAGCGCACCCUCAUAAACUUUACAACGCCGACGGCUCAGCGCCGAACCCGCCCUACUCGCAUUCUGGUGCCCCUGCACGCUUCCACUCGCCGCCGCAGGAAGACGGCAGGGCCAUAGAUGAGCCCGGGCCCAUGGCCAACCCUGACCGGCGGUCCCAGGUGGCGCCCGCCGGCGAAGAUCCGCGUGAGUCGGGCACGGAUGUGGAAGCCUCCUCGGCGGAAGAGGACACCGACGAGCAAGACAAGGACGGUAAAGGCGAUGGCAAAAAUGAAAACGCGGCCAACUGGCUGACGGCGAAAAGCGGCCGGAAGAAGCGUUGCCCGUACACCAAACACCAAACUUUGGAGCUGGAGAAGGAGUUCCUGUUCAACAUGUACCUGACUCGAGAGCGCCGCCUGGAGAUCAGUAAAAGCGUGCACCUGACUGACAGACAGGUCAAGAUUUGGUUCCAGAACCGCAGGAUGAAAUUGAAGAAAAUGACGCGGGAAAACAGGAUCCGGGAGCUCACCUCCAACUACGGAUUUUCGUGAUAAACGAGGUGAAAAAAACACAUUAAAAAGGAAAUCAUAAUCAAAUGACUGCCCCCACCAUUACCACAACUACCACGACCACCCACCCAUUUCACAUCGCUUGAUUUCCAAACACACACACACACACUGUGACUCAAAAUGUAUUAUUGGCUUUAGUGGAGUAAAUUCCAUACCGAUACACCCCCUUUUUACACAAAUACAUGCAAAAAAAUACCUCAAUGUGCAUGCAUGGAAUCAUUUUGGAAUCACCACGUAUAAAUUAUAAUAACCCAGCUUAGUUGUUUAGUCAGCAGGCCUCUUGUUAUGUGUACCAAUUGCGCAACAAUCUUUGAUGGCGUUUCCACGCCGAAAAACGACUGAAUUGUAUAUGAUUUUUUGUGCGUUUGUGUGCGUGCGUGUGUGUACAUACCGAU
Messenger RNA from Corythoichthys intestinalis (scribbled pipefish), 1430 nucleotides. RefSeq names its product homeobox protein Hox-A10-like. Gene Ontology annotation, biological process: regulation of transcription by RNA polymerase II. NCBI's taxonomy places the organism in Eukaryota, Metazoa, Chordata, Actinopteri, Syngnathiformes, Syngnathidae. Bases 16 to 1017 code for a protein of 333 amino acids. The record is from RefSeq and is a predicted model, not a curated record. The transcript has 2 exons. Gene Ontology annotation, molecular function: RNA polymerase II cis-regulatory region sequence-specific DNA binding; DNA-binding transcription factor activity, RNA polymerase II-specific. Gene Ontology annotation, cellular component: nucleus.